Zophobas morio is the source of this 670-nucleotide messenger RNA. RefSeq lists its product as uncharacterized. Bases 51 to 524 code for a protein of 157 amino acids. NCBI's taxonomy places the organism in Eukaryota, Metazoa, Arthropoda, Insecta, Coleoptera, Tenebrionidae. The record is from RefSeq and is a predicted model, not a curated record. The transcript is spliced from 4 exons.
UAUUCUGUCAAGAUUCUUCAUUGGUACGUCUCGGUUCCUCAAAAAAUACUAUGGCAUUUCCAAAAAUCGUCUUAGCCCUAAUUUACGUUUUUUCUUCAGUUAUCAGUGCCCAUGCAACUAUUGUUACUCCCUGCACCGCAAUCGGUGAUUUUCCUCUUCCUGAUAAUGUAGAAAUCGGAAACUGCGUCGAGCCACCCUGCCUUUUCCCCAUUAAUAGUACCUUUAACAUUGCAAUGAACUUCACGUCACCACGAAGAUUAGAUCACAUUGCUCCACAGGCUGUUGCCGAAACUCCCAUAUUGCUUGUAGAUCUUCCUCUAGAACAAGAAAAUGCUUGUGAUGGCAUAGUCAACACAGAGUGUCCUCUGGAAGCAGGCGAAGACGUAGAAUAUACAUUGCAAAUGUCUGUCUCUCCUGUUUUUGGAGAAACGCCUUUUGCCAUGGAAUUUCUUCUCUUGGACGUGGAUAAACUGAGUUUUUUUGAGUGUUUUAGGGCUGACAUGCAAAUGACGGAAUUAGAAUAAUUUUCAUUGCACUGUUUGUAAUAAACUUGUGUGGUAUAAAAGUUAAUUUACUGUCUACGAUGACUCCAAGAUCUCUAAAUUCCUCACAACGUUCUAAUAACUAUUUCACCAUUGAUAUUAUAAUAAAAAUAAUUGUUUGAACCUUU